Molecule: messenger RNA, 3841 nt
Organism: Gilbertella persicaria
Lineage: Eukaryota; Fungi; Mucoromycota; Mucoromycetes; Mucorales; Choanephoraceae
Exons: 7
Coding region: 109-3756 (1215 amino acids)
Biological process (GO): DNA-templated transcription
Cellular component (GO): RNA polymerase II, core complex
Molecular function (GO): DNA binding
Source: RefSeq, a predicted model, not a curated record
CAACUAGCAGCACUUGAAUAGAAUCGUCUCUCUCUUUUUUUUUACGUGAAUCUAAAAAGAAAAACAAAAAAAAACUACAUAUAACAUAUAAAAAACAGCAACAACAAGAUGAGUGGACACCCUUUUGCUUUUUCAUCUGCACCUCUCCGACGUGUCGAUGCCGUUCAGUUUGGUAUCCUUUCACCUGACGAGAUUAUAGCAAUGUCUGUCGCAAAAGUUGAAUAUCCUGAAUUAUAUGAAGAAGGCACACAAAAACCUAAGAAAGGUGGUCUAUUAGAUCCUCAAAUGGGUACUAUUGACCGUAACUACAAGUGUCAAACUUGUGGUGAAGGCAUGGCAGAAUGUCCUGGUCAUUUUGGUCACAUUGAAUUGGCCAAGCCUGUUUAUCAUAUUGGCUUUUUAUCCAAAGUGAAAAAGAUCCUUGAAUGUGUCUGUUUCCAUUGUUCAAAGCUUAAAGUAGAUGAUUCCAAUCCUCGUUUUGCAAGAGCAAGAAAGAUUACUGAUUCAAAAGCAAAACUUCGAGCAGUUUGGGAUCUUGCAAAAUCCAAAAUGACUUGUGAAGGCAGUGAUGAGACAGAAGGAGGAUUAGAAGAAAAAGAAGAAUUUGACAGCGGAAAGCGCAAGAGUAAGCAUGGCGGCUGUGGUUCCAAGCAACCCCUUAUUCGUAAAGAUGGCCUUAAGCUUUAUGCUCACUUCCGUGCUUCCGCAGCAGAUGAUAAUAAUGAAGGCAAAAAGCCUUUAACUGCGUCUAAAGUCUUGCAAAUUCUCAAGAAUAUUUCUGAUCAAGACAUUCGUGAUAUGGGUUUAUCCGAAGAGUUCGCUAGACCUGAAUGGAUGAUCACCACUGUAUUACCUGUUCCCCCUCCACAAGUGCGUCCUUCCAUUCAGAUGGAUGGUACCAGUCGAGGUGAAGACGAUUUGACUCACAAGCUCUCUGAUAUCUUGAAGGCAAAUGCCAAUGUCAAGCGCUGUGAAUCCGAAGGUGCUCCUGUUCAUGUUGUUCAAGAAUUCGAGCAGCUUUUGCAAUUUCAUAUUGCUACUUAUAUGGACAAUGAUAUUGCAGGUCAACCACAAGCCCUGCAAAAGUCAGGCAGACCUCUUAAAUCAAUUCGUGCUCGUCUCAAGGGUAAAGAAGGUCGUCUUCGUGGUAAUCUUAUGGGUAAGCGUGUUGAUUUCUCCGCACGUACUGUCAUUACUGGUGAUCCCAACUUGGCUUUAGAUCAAGUGGGUGUACCUCGUAGUAUUGCUCGUAACUUGACUUAUCCUGAAAUUGUCACUCCAUACAAUAUCGAUAAACUUCAAGCACUCGUUCGCAAUGGUCCCUUAGAGCAUCCCGGUGCUAAAUAUGUCAUUCGUGAUAACGGUGAACGUAUUGAUUUGCGUUACCGUAAGCGUGCUGGUGAAAUUCCUCUUCAAUAUGGUUACAGAGUCGAAAGACAUAUCAAUGACGACGAUGUUGUCAUUUUUAAUCGUCAACCUUCUCUUCACAAAAUGUCCAUGAUGGGUCACCGUGUCCGUGUGAUGCCCUAUUCCACUUUCCGUCUAAACUUGUCUGUCACUUCUCCUUAUAACGCUGAUUUUGAUGGUGAUGAAAUGAAUCUUCACGUACCUCAGUCCUUGGAAACUAGAGCAGAAAUCACUGAAAUUUGUAUGGUACCUAAGCAAAUUGUAUCUCCACAAUCCAACAAGCCUGUUAUGGGUAUUGUGCAAGAUACGCUCUGUGGUAUUCGUAAAUUUACAUUGCGUGAUUGUUUCUUGACAAAGGAUUUGGUGAUGAAUAUCGUUAUGUGGGUUCCCUCCUGGGAUGGUUAUAUUCCACCUCCCGCUAUCCUUAAGCCAAAGCCAAUGUGGACUGGUAAGCAAAUCCUGGCUAUGGUCAUUCCCAAAGGUAUCAAUUGUCAAACAUUCCACUCGACACAUCCUGAUGGUGAGACUACAUUGAUCUCACCUGGUGAUACCCGUGUCAUUAUUGAGAAUGGUGAGCUGAUAUGUGGUAUUGUCUGUAAAAAGACAGUUGGUACUGCUGGUGGUGGUCUUAUUCACACAAUCAUGAACGAAUUAGGCCCUGAAGCAGCCAAGAACUUCUUGGGCGGUACUCAACAAGUUGUCAACUACUGGUUGUUACAAAACGGUUUCAGUAUCGGUAUUGGUGAUACUAUUGCUGAUAAACCAUCCAUGGCUACUAUCACAAACAUCAUUUCUCAAGCCAAGCAACGUGUGCAAGAAGUGAUUAUUACUGCUCAACAAGAUAAACUUGAAGUCCAGCCUGGUAUGACAUUGCGUGAAUCCUUUGAAGCCAAGGUUAACCAAACCUUGAACAAGGCUCGUGAUGAUGCUGGUAAAAUGGCUCAAAACAGUUUAAAGGAAGACAACAACGUCAAACAGAUGGUCAUUGCUGGUUCAAAGGGUUCCUUUAUCAAUAUUUCUCAAAUGUCUGCCUGUGUCGGUCAACAAAACGUCGAAGGUAAACGUAUUCCUUAUGGUUUCAAGUUCCGUACAUUACCACACUUUUCAAAGGAUGACCACAGUCCAGAAAGUCGUGGUUUCGUAGAAAACUCUUAUUUGAGAGGUUUGACACCAACUGAAUUCUUCUUCCACGCUAUGGGUGGUCGUGAAGGUCUUAUUGAUACUGCUGUCAAGACUGCUGAAACUGGUUAUAUUCAACGUCGUCUUGUGAAAGCUUUAGAAGAUGUGAUGGUCAAAUACGAUGGUACUGUCCGCAACUCAUUAGGUGAUAUCAUCCAAUUCUGUUAUGGUGAAGAUGGUAUGGAUGCCAUGGCUGUUGAAAGUCAAAAGUUCUUUUCUCUCAAGUGCAACGAAGACGAAUUUGAAAAGCGCUACAAGAUUGAUGUGAUGAAUCAAGGUUUCAAGAAGGGAGCACUCAACUACAAUGUUCUCAAGAGCAUUGAAGGCAGUGAACAGGCUCAAUCUUACUUGGACCAUGAAUUAUAUCAAUUGUCAGAAGAUCGUCAAAAGUUGCGUACACAAAUCUUUAAGCAUGGCGAUGAUAAAUGGCCUUUACCUGUUAACCUUCAGCGCCUUAUCACGAACUCACAGCAAAUCUUCCAUCUAGAUCCUCGCAAACCUUCUGAUAUCCACCCAUUGCAAAUUGUGGAUGGUAUCAACGCUCUAGCACAACGUUUGCUUGUUAUUCGUGGUAAUGACAAGAUCUCUAGCGAAACACAAAGAAAUGCUACAUUACUCUUCCAGAUCUUGCUUCGUUCUACUUUUGCUGUCAAGCGUGUAGUUGAAGAAUUCCACUUGACUUCUCAAGCCUUUGAAUGGAUUCUUGGAGAAAUUGAAUCUCGUUUCUUGACUUCCAUUGUCGCACCUGGUGAAAUGGUUGGUACAAUUGCUGCUCAAUCUAUUGGUGAACCAGCUACACAAAUGACAUUGAACACUUUCCACUAUGCUGGUGUGUCCAGUAAGAACGUUACACUUGGUGUACCUCGUUUGAAGGAAAUCAUCAACGUUGCUAAGAAUAUCAAGACACCCCGUCUCGAAGUAUGGCUUGAUGCUGAACGAUCUCGUAAUAUUGAAUUGGCAAAGGAAGUCCAAGUCAACCUUGAACACACUACAUUACAAAAGGUUACUUCUGUGACAGAAAUUUAUUAUGAUCCUGAUCCACGCAACACAGUGAUUGAAGAAGAUGUUGACUUUGUUGAUACAUACUAUCAACUUGAAGAUGACAAUUCUGCCUUCGUUACUCGUGUUUCUCCAUGGUUGCUUCGUAUUGAAUUGAACCGUGAUUUCUGAAGAAUUCCGUAACGAUCUUCACGUGAUUGGUAGUGAUGAAAACUCUGAGAAAUUGAUCGUACGUUGUAGAGUGAUGAUGGAUGAA